Messenger RNA from Phoenix dactylifera (date palm), 1765 nucleotides. RefSeq names its product tryptophan synthase beta chain 1-like. The record is from RefSeq and is a predicted model, not a curated record. Gene Ontology annotation, molecular function: tryptophan synthase activity. Gene Ontology annotation, cellular component: chloroplast stroma; cytoplasm. Gene Ontology annotation, biological process: L-tryptophan biosynthetic process. NCBI's taxonomy places the organism in Eukaryota, Viridiplantae, Streptophyta, Magnoliopsida, Arecales, Arecaceae.
UGACCGUCGGCCAUUUCCAUGUCUGGAACGCUCACCGCCCACUGGAGGUUUAAAGGGUCGCCCCCGUGCCCCCGUCAUCGAAGCAGUGAAGCACCAAAGCAGCCAAGCCCGAACUCCGUCACCGCGCAAUGGCCGUCACCGCGAGCUCCGUCCACGGAAAUUCUACCGUUCCCCGCUCGUCCUUCCAUGGACUCCGGAUGCCGCUGAGAUUGGAGAAAUCCCGGCUGAGCCCCUCCGCGAUGCGGUCACCGCCCUGCCGUGCCGUCUCUUGUACUCUCGCCCGCGAGCCGGCCGCCGUCAAGACGGAGGAGAGCCGGGCCGGCGCGGCCCCGCGGCCGGAUUCGUUCGGCAGAUUCGGGCAGUUCGGGGGGAAGUACGUGCCGGAAACCCUAAUGCACGCCCUGGCCGAGCUCGAGGUCGCCUUCCGGUCUCUCUCCCAGGACGAGGAUUUCCAGAAAGAAUUGGCCGGGAUCCUUAAAGACUAUGUUGGUCGGGAGAGCCCACUCUACUUUGCAGAACGACUAACAGAACAUUACAAACGGUCUAACGGUGAGGGUCCACACAUAUACCUAAAACGGGAAGAUCUCAACCACACUGGGGCCCACAAGAUAAACAAUGCAGUUGCACAAGCUUUACUUGCAAAGCGUUUAGGAAAGAAACGAAUUAUAGCUGAAACAGGAGCUGGUCAGCAUGGAGUUGCGACUGCUACAGUAUGUGCAAGAUUUGGAAUGCAGUGUAUCGUUUACAUGGGUGCUCAGGAUAUGGAGAGGCAGGCCCUAAAUGUUUUCAGAAUGAGGCUUCUUGGAGCAGAGGUCAGAGGAGUUCAUUCUGGGACUGCAACUCUGAAGGAUGCUACUUCUGAGGCCAUACGAGAUUGGGUGACUAAUGUUGAGUCAACCCAUUAUAUUUUGGGGUCAGUUGCUGGUCCUCAUCCAUAUCCAAUGAUGGUGAGGGAUUUCCAUGCAGUGAUUGGUAAGGAAACGAGAAGACAGGCAAUGGAAAAAUGGGGUGGAAAGCCAGAUGUUCUAGUUGCCUGUGUUGGCGGGGGUUCAAAUGCAAUGGGACUCUUCCAUGAGUUUGUUGACGACUCAGAUGUAAGAUUGAUUGGUGUGGAGGCUGCAGGACAUGGAUUGAACAGUGGUAAGCAUGCUGCAACCUUAACAAAAGGAGAAGUCGGCGUACUGCAUGGAGCAAUGAGCUAUUUGUUGCAAGAUGAUGAUGGACAAAUAAUUGAGCCACAUUCUAUUAGUGCUGGGUUGGACUACCCUGGUGUUGGACCAGAGCACAGCUUUCUGAAAGAUACUGGACGUGCUGAAUACUAUAGCAUCACUGAUCAAGAGGCCUUGGAAGCUUUCAAGCGCGUGUCACAAUUGGAGGGUAUCAUUCCAGCUCUAGAGACUUCGCAUGCUUUGGCCUUCCUGGAAAUGCUCUGCCCGACCCUUCCUGAUGGAGCUAAGGUGGUUCUCAGUUUCAGUGGAAGAGGGGACAAGGACGUCCAUACUGCUGCAAAACACCUUCAGCUCUAAUCAUCCAAUCUCAGAGCUUGCAUUGAACAGAAAUAAAAACCUUGUUGGAAGUUUUGUUCAGGUCUACAAUAUGCCUUGUUAUUCACCAAAUAUUUUAUGAUGUUUCGCUUUAUUUGAGCAGUUAUCAAUGAUCGAAUAAAGUGUGACCUUAAGGAAAAAACGCAUCUAAGCAUGUUGUAUUAUUCUUUAAUGUUACCUAAUUAUAUUCAAGUUAUAUUGUUAUCAUAAUGUUUUCUGGA